Rubroshorea leprosula is the source of this 2260-nucleotide messenger RNA. Lineage: Eukaryota; Viridiplantae; Streptophyta; Magnoliopsida; Malvales; Dipterocarpaceae. The record is from the annotation of a GenBank genome assembly.
AAGAUUUUUUUUUUAAUAAUAUGAUUUUGAUUACUGAUCAAUAAUCAUGAAUUUGUAUAACCCUUCAAGGUUUUCACCUCUUCCUCCAGAACCAGUUGCUCUAAACUAUGGUCAUGAUGCAAAUCAUGAAAUCCCUCUGCUGCUGUUACUAGACCCAGUUUUGAGGAUAGUGUAUUUACCUAUUUCCAUCUCCACGCAUGUCAGUUUGCAAUUGUAUUCUGAAAUUCAGCGGUGAUUAUGGUUUUCUGAUUUGCAUUGUUCAAAUUAUCCGAGGAAUUGAAGAGGAAAGAGAGGAAGAUUGGUUAUGGCAGUUGAACUUAACCAACGGUAGGAGGUAUAUAUAUCAAGGAGAUUGAACUUGUGACACAUGUAGACUUUUACAACUUGCACUCAUCUGUUUCUUUUGGGACCUACAGCAUGGGAAGUGAAGCUGAAAGAAAAAGCUUUAGCAAGAGGAUUGGUUCUAUGCUUUUUCUAAAAUGACAUAGCUGCUACUGUAACUUGCAUCAAAGGGGAAGGUUGGAAGCCAGGUGGUAAUGAGAACUGCAUCAAUUAAUCUUAUCCAAUCCAAGAAGCAUUAUCCUGGGGAAUUGGAUCUAGUCUUGCCAUCAUGGAAAUAGUUCGCAACAUCUUACAAGAACUAAAGAUCAACCAUCACAGUUUUGAACGUCACACAAUUGUUAAAAGAUCAGAAAGAUGCUCAUAUUUGUUUAUGGUGAAUAGAAGAGCAGACUCUUGACAGGGAAAUUAAGAAUGUAAAAUCAAGGUAUUUAUAAAACAAAGAAUGAGUCUUCAUUUCCAAAUCAGUUUGCUGCUAAGCCAUUUCCAAAUUAGUUUCCAAAUCAACUAUCGAUCUUCUGAAGAGGAAAAAAAUAUUAGGCUUGCAACCAUCCAAAUGUGCUGCUCUUUAUAAAUUUUUUGGCCUAGCUAACUUGGAUAUCUAGUGUUCAACUUUGUUCAAUUUUCUCUUCUUAAUCUAAAGAAAAUACACCCAGCAAUUGCCUAGCUCGUGCCUAUUUAAGUUGUUUCCUCCCCUUAGUUGGCUCAUCAACUCCUCGCAUCAGAAAUUAAACCUGCUCCUACUUCAAAUAAUUUGCUUUGCUUGGCCCAAGUUGGUUAUCAGUGUUCAACUUUACCUAUUUCUUCUGCUAAUCCUGCAUGAAGUAUUCUUGAACCUCUUUUAUAAGAAAGAGUAGGCUUGCAAUUGCGAUCAAGCAGAUCUGAUGUAUGCUCCUUUCUAAUUUCCUGGGCUUAAUUUGUUUCUUAAUGUCUAAUUUCUUCAAAACCCUCUUCUAGACCUACAGGUACGCAAUUCCGUCAAUUAUGUUCGCUUUGAAGUGCAUCAUAAAAAAGCAUGUAACUUUUUAUAUCCAAAAAAUUAAAUAAUUUUCUUAGAUCUAAUAGUCUCAUGCCCGAGCUUUUUACUCCUUUUUUUUGGAAUUAUUACUUUGAAAACUUUGUUCUACCUGAAUUGAAUUAACUAAAACAUUUUUUUAAUAGAAAUUUCAUUUAAACGGCAUAUAUAGUUUUAAGAUAGUCUUUCGUUUAAUUUUUUUUUUCUCAUCAUAUUCUUAUUUUUAAUUUUUAUUUUUAAGGAUUCCUCAUUGUACUACUGUUUGAUUUUCCCUAAUUAAUUUGUGGCUGCCUAAUUGAUAAUCUUGUGUCGUCUCCCUUUUUUUAAGGCACUUAAAGUAAAUUAAUAUAAAAGUGUAUGCCUUGUAGUGAGAAUAAUGUUUUUUCUUUCAGAAAAUAUUCAUCGUUCGACCUAAAGAAUAGGCUUGCAAUUGCAAUCAAGAAGAUCUGCUGUUUGCUACAUCUAAUCUGCGGGGUUCAAUUAAAUAAGAGGUAUUUGAUUAACUGAACUUGUCCAUUAACCAGGCAUUUUAGUUUGGUUAACCGAACCAAACAUCCACUCCUAGCCAUAUCAACCAUUAGACUUAGGCACCAGACUUUAUAGGUAAGUGGGUUGGUAUACCCAAUGUUUUAACCAGUACUAAUGUUUGAACCACGGUAAUGCCAUGUAGUUAUCACCAGUAGAACAGCUCAAGUAUGCAAUUAUUUGGGUUGUAAGAUUGUUAAAGUGCAGCCUCUUUCAGCAGAGGAGUCUUUAAAUUUAUUCCUCAGCAGGGUUGGACACGAUGUUUUACAAGUUGCAGGAUUGGAAGAAAUUUUGAAGCUUAUUGUGGAGGAGUGUGCCGGUUUACCACUAGCAAUUGUUGUAAUAGCAGGGGGCAUGAAGGGAGAAGGUGAACCUAAUAUU